AUGUCUGACUGGGAACCCACCCUCAAGAUCGGCCGGUCCUUCAACGGAGCCAGUGCUCAACCCCGCGAGAAGACCCUCAAGGGCAACAGUGCCCUCAACGCUGCCAACCGUAUUGGAGGCGUGACCACCGAAAAGAAGUACACCACCGGUAACCUCGGCGCAAAGGCCGGAGCCCCCGAGGGCCAGCGCAUGACCAAGGUCGACCAGGCCGAUGACAUCGUGAAGCCCCCUGUCAUGGACAAGCAAAUUGGCCAGAACAUCAUCGCAGCCCGCACGAACAGGAAGCUCAAUCAGAAGCAGCUCGCUACUCAGGCCAACGUUCCCUUGACCACUCUGCAGCAGAUCGAGCGUGGUGUGGCUCUAUCUCAGGUCGCCAACCCGGUCAUUACCAAAUUGCAGAAGGUGCUCCCUGGCGCCAACCUGCGUCAGAAGAAGCCCGUUCCGAAAUAA
Messenger RNA from Penicillium brevicompactum, 450 nucleotides. It is a transcript of the gene mbf1, whose product is annotated as multiprotein-bridging factor 1. Lineage: Eukaryota; Fungi; Ascomycota; Eurotiomycetes; Eurotiales; Aspergillaceae. Bases 1 to 450 code for a protein of 149 amino acids. Gene Ontology annotation, molecular function: DNA binding. Gene Ontology annotation, cellular component: nucleus. The transcript has 2 exons. The record is from RefSeq and is a predicted model, not a curated record.